Juglans microcarpa x Juglans regia is the source of this 963-nucleotide messenger RNA. RefSeq lists its product as uncharacterized. The coding region runs from base 1 to 963 and encodes 320 amino acids. The record is from RefSeq and is a predicted model, not a curated record. NCBI's taxonomy places the organism in Eukaryota, Viridiplantae, Streptophyta, Magnoliopsida, Fagales, Juglandaceae. The transcript has a single exon.
AUGGAGGAAAGACUUGUAGAAAUGGAAGAGAUAAUGAAGAGACUUACCACAGAAGUUGACUCACUGCGAAAGGAGAAUGAGGCUCUCAAGUCACGAAAUGGGCCGUCGGGAGAGGAUGCGACACGCAAUCAGGUUGACAGGGUAGAUAUGGAGGCGAACAGUGCGGGUGUUGGAAAAGGCCACCAGGAGGACGAGGAAACGAAGAGGCUGCACCACGACGUGUGCAGCCUGAUGGAUAAAUAUGAAGAGAUGGCCAAGAAGAUAGGAACGUCUUCUUCGGUCCACCAGUUGUUGUCCAACACAAAUCUGUCAUUCUCUGCUGAAAUAAUGGCAAUGCCUCUACCUCCAAAAUUCAAAAUCUCGUUGGUAGAUCUAUAUGACGGCUCCAAAGAUCCCGUGGAGUAUCUUGAAACUUUCAAAACCCAUAUGACAUUUCACAGAUCCCAGGGAGAAGUUGCGUGUGACGCUUUCGCUUUGACUCUAAAGGGGUCGACGAGAGGAUGGUUCGGAACACUGCAACCAGGUUCGAUACAAAGUUUUGACAAAUUGGGACAGCAGUUCUUAACACAAUUUAUGGCAAGUAGAAGGCACAGAAGACCAGCCACGUAUAUACUAACUAUCAAGCAGAGAAGGGAUGAAAGCCUGAAAGCAUAUCUGGCGAACUUUAACAAGGAAAAGAUGGCAGCUGAUGAUCAAGACGAGAAGAUUAUGUUGGUGGCAUUACUCGGGGGUGUUUGGCCAAGUAGCCCUUUUAUGGCUGAACUGGCCAGGAAAAUCCCUUCCACGCCACGAGAGUUCAUGGACAAGGCCAAUAAUUUCGUUAAUGCUGAAGAUACACUUAUCGCCCUAACAACCCGUGAUGAAGGAGCGAAUGGGAACCAGGAGGAAUUAAGAGGAAGGACAGAGAAGGGGGUCAGAAGGCAAGAAGAGUCCAACAGGAGCAGAGGCAUGCUAGCAAUUUGA